AUGGCUUUAGCUUUUGUGAGUGCAGAAAGAGACACUAAGUACAUACGACCAGAUGGAAAUAUCCAUUUAGUAAAGAAGCCUCAAUAUCGGCAAGGAUCCAAAGCUCAAGUGCCCCACUUAGAACAAAAUCUCAAGUUGGAAGGGAAGCUAGAAUGCAGACGUUGUGGGGGUGCUCAUUUAACUACUAGGUGUUUUAAAAAAGAAUGGAUAUGUUUUGUUUGCAAGAAGCUUGGGCAUUUGGCAAAUAAAUGCCGGUUUAAAUUAUCAAUGAAAGGAAACAAUGUUAAAAAUGUGGAACAAGAGAAAGAGAUCAGUGACCAUCAUGAAGAGCAGGAGGAGGUAGUUCUAGGAAGUAUCAUGAAGAUUUCAGAGCAGGAUAUGGCAUGA
This is a messenger RNA of Arctia plantaginis, 387 nucleotides long. NCBI's taxonomy places the organism in Eukaryota, Metazoa, Arthropoda, Insecta, Lepidoptera, Erebidae. The record is from the annotation of a GenBank genome assembly.